ACCACAGGAUGGUGAUCUCAUAUCUAUUGACUAUGCAAAACAAUAAUUGAAACCUUGGACAUAUAUCACCUGUUUCUUGUACAACCUCACCAAUAAUAAUCAAGUUUCUUGUACAACCUCACCAAUAAUAAUCAAUGGCUGAAAUCGUGCUUUCUGCCUUCCUCAAUGUGCUCUUUGAGAAGCUGGCCUCUGCAGCUUUGAAAACCAUUGCCAGCUACAAGGGAAUUGAUGCCGAGAUCAAGAAAUGGCACAGAUCGUUAAAGCAGAUCCAACGUGUGCUUGCUGAUGCUUCUCGGAAGGAGAUAACUGAUGAUGCUGUGAAAGAAUGGCUGAAUGAUCUCCAGCAUCUGGCUUAUGACAUAGACGAUGUCCUCGACGAUUUGGCAACUGAAGCUAUGCACCGUGAGUUCAACCACGAGCCAGAAGCUAUCGCCAGCAAGGUAAGAAGGCUAAUCCCAAGUUGUUGCACAAAUUUCUCACGAAGUGCUAGCAUGCAUGACAAGUUAGAUAGUAUUACUGCCAAACUAAGAGAUCUAGUUGAGGAGAAAGCUGCGCUUGGUUUGACGGUGGGAGAGGAAACUAGGCCAAAAGUUAUAAGUAGAAGAUUACAAACCUCUAUGGUAGAUGCAUCUAGUAUUAUCGGGCGGCAAGUUGAGAAAGAGGCGUUGGUCCACCGCUUAUUGGAGGAUGAACCCUGUGAUCAAAAUUUGAGCAUUCUUCCCAUAGUUGGUAUGGGCGGGGUGGGUAAAACUACUCUAGCAAGACUAUUGUACAAUGAAAAGCAAGUCAAGGAUCGGUUUGAACUCAAGGCUUGGGCAUGUGUGUCAGGUGAGUUUGAUAGCUUUGCUAUAAGCGAAGUUAUCUAUCAAUCUGUAGCUGGGGUACACAAGGAAUUUGCUGAUUUAAAUCUGCUACAAGUAGAUCUUGUUAAACACUUGAGGGGGAAAAGAUUUCUCUUGGUGUUAGAUGAUGUGUGGAGUGAGAGUCCUGAGGAUUGGAAAACCCUGGUGGGCCCAUUUCAUGCAUGUGCUCCUGGAAGUAAAGUCAUCAUAACAACACGGAAGGAGCAAUUGCUCAGAAGACUGGGUUACGGUCAUCUAAACCAGCUACGGAGCUUGUCACAUGACGAUGCUUUGUCUUUGUUUGCUCUACAUGCGUUAGGUGUAGAUAAUUUUGAUUCACAUGUGUCACUCAAACCUCAUGGUGAAGCUAUUGUGAAAAAAUGUGAUGGAUUGCCUUUGGCUUUGAUCACACUUGGGACAUCACUGAGGACAAAAGAAGAUGAAGACUUGUGGAAGAAAGUAUUAGAAAGUGAGAUAUGGAAAUUACCGGUUGAAGGUGAAAUCAUCCCAGCCCUUAAACUAAGCUACCAUGACCUCUCUGCACCUUUGAAGCGGUUAUUUGUAUAUUGCUCCUUGUUUCCCAAGGACUUUCUGUUUGACAAGGAGCAACUGGUUUUAUUAUGGAUGGCAGAAGGGUUUUUGCAGCAGCCAACUCCAAGCGAUUCAACAGAAGAGAGCCUGGGUCAUGAAUAUUUUGACGAGUUGUUUUCAAGGUCAUUUUUUCAACAUGCACCUGAUCACGAAUCGUUUUUUGUCAUGCAUGACUUGAUGAAUGACUUGGCGACAUCAGUUGCUACCGAGUUUUUUGUAAGGUUAGACAAUGAGACGGAGAAGAAUAUUAGGAAGGAGAUGCUGGAAAAGUACCGUCAUAUGUCAUUUGUUCGUGAGCCGUAUGUAACUUACAAGAAGUUUGAGGAAUUAAAAAUAUCUAAAAGUUUGAGAACGUUCUUGGCAACGUCUGUUGGGGUGAUAGAGAGCUGGCAACAUUUCUACUUAUCAAAUAGGGUUCUAGUUGACUUACUUCAUGAGUUACCCUUGUUAAGGGUUCUAUGUUUGAGUAAUUUUGAAAUAAGUGAGGUACCAAGUACCAUUGGUACUUUGAGGCACUUGCGGUAUCUUAAUCUAUCCCGAACUAGAAUCACACAUUUACCGGAAAAUUUAUGCAACCUCUAUAAUUUACAGACAUUGAUUGUAGUUGGUUGUCGUAAUUUAGCUAAGUUGCCAAACAACUUCUUAAAGCUUAAAAACCUGCGACAUCUUGAUAUUAGGGACACUCCGCUCUUGGAUAAGAUGCCCUUGGGGAUUAGUGAGUUGAAAAGCCUACGAACUCUUUCGAAGAUCAUCAUCGGAGGUAAAAGCGGGUUUGAAGUAACCAAACUCGAAGGCUUAGAGAAUUUAUGUGGGAAAGUUUCCAUUGUUGGUUUGGAUAAAGUUCAAAAUGCAAGAGAUGCAAGGGUGGCAAACUUUUCACAAAAGAGGCUUAGUGAGUUAGAGGUUGUAUGGACUAAUGUGUCGGAUAAUUCAAGAAACGAAAUUCUUGAAACGGAGGUCCUAAAUGAGCUUAAGCCCCGUAAUGACAAGUUAAUCCAACUCAAAAUUAAGUCAUACGGGGGAUUAGAGUUUCCAAAUUGGGUUGGGAAUCCCUCGUUUCGUCAUUUGAGGCAUGUGUCAAUACUUGGUUGUAAAAAGUGUACGUCACUACCGGCGUUUGGGCAACUACCAUCACUUAAACAGUUGUUUAUCAAAGGAUUGGAUGGGGUGAGAGUUGUGGGUAUGGAGUUCCUAGGGACAGGUCGUGCAUUCCCUUCACUUGAAAUUUUAAGUUUUAAACAAAUGCCUGGAUGGGAGAAAUGGGCAAACAAUACUAGUGAUGUGUUUCCAUGCUUGAAACAACUUCUAAUAAGAGAUUGCCAUAAUUUGGUUCAAGUCAAGCUUGAAGCAUUACCUUCAUUGAAUGUUUUAGAAAUAUAUGGUUGCCCUAAUCUGGUUGACGUCACACUUCAAGCACUACCUUCAUUGAAUGUUCUAAAAAUAGUUAGAUGUGAUAAUUGUGUGCUUAGAAGGGUGGUUGAAAUAGCUAAUGCGCUUACCAAGUUGGAAAUACAAUGUAUAUCAGGGCUUAAUGAUGUGAUGUGGAGAGGUGCUAUAGAGUAUCUUGGUGCAAUUGAAGACUUAAGCAUAUGUGAGUGUAAUGAAAUAAGAUAUUUGUGGGAAUCAGAAGCAAUGGUGAGUAAGAUUCUUGUGAAUUUAAGGAUAUUGAUAGUGUCAUAUUGUAAUAAUUUGGUGAGUUUAGGAGAGAAAGAGGAGGAUGAUUAUAGGAGCAACCUCCUGACAUCUCUUAGGUUGCUGCUGGUAUCUUAUUGUGACAAUAUGAAGCGUUGUAGUUGUCCAGAUAACAUUGAGACGUUGGGUGUGGUUGCUUGUAGUUCAAUUACAACUAUCUCCUUACCAUCAGGAGGGCAGAAGCUCAAGUCGCUUAACAUUUUGUAUUGUAAUAAACUAUCGGAAACAGAGUGGGGAGGACAAAAAAUGAACAACAACAACAACAACGAGAGCAGCAUGCUUGAAUAUGUACAUAUAAGUGGUUGGCCAAAUCUGAAAUCAAUCAUCGAGCUGAAAUAUUUGGUUCACCUCACUGAGCUGAGAAUAAUAAAUUGUGAAACUCUGGAGUCGUUUCCUGAUAAUGAGUUGGCUAAUAUGACAUCGCUACAGAAAUUGGAAAUAAGAAAUUGUCCAAGUAUGGAUGCGUGUUUUCCUCGUGGUGUUUGGCCUCCCAAUCUGGAUACUCUAGAAAUCGGGAAGUUGAAUAAGCCCAUCUCAGAGUGGGGCCCACAGAAUUUUCCAACCUCACUCGUGAAACUGUACUUAUACGGUGGUGACGAUGGAGGGAGUAGUUGUAGUCAAUUUUCUCAUCUUCUUCCGCCAUCUCUUACUUAUCUCAAAAUAGAUGAAUUUAACAAACUGGAAUCAGUUUCAACGGGACUCCAACACCUCACCACCCUCAAACAUCUUCAUUUUGACGAUUGUCCUAAUCUGAACAAAGUGUCCAAUCUCCAACACCUCACCUCCCUCCGACAUCUCUCUUUUGACAAUUGUCCUAAUCUGAAUAACUUGUCCCAUCCCCAACGGCUCACGUCUCUCACUCAUCUUAGCUUUUACGAUUGCCCAAAAAUGAUGGAUCUACCAGAAACGUUGUUGCCGUCACUUUUGAGUUUAACGAUCUUGGGUGAUUGCCCAAAACUGAAAGAAAGAUGCAGUAAACGAGGCUGCUACUGGCCCCUCAUCUGGCAUAUCCCCUAUAUCCGCAUAUGAAGGUCCCUAGAUCAUGAAGUUAAUACGAAGGCACUUGAGUCGAGACCAAGAAUCGUUCGAGUCAAGAACAUAGAAUGGAGAACACAAAAUCAAGCAGUGGUGAGUACUGACUUCGAUUGUUCCAGUUCGUUCAGUGAUGAAUCCAGCAGGGAGCAAAACCUUGGAGUUGAUUGGAAGUUUUUUGUUGAACUCCGAUUACUAAAAACAGAAAUUUACCUAUGUUUAUUCUAGCUCUAAAUGGUGUUUAUCUACAUGUACAAAUGAUGAUGUGGUUCCAUGUAUAUGUCUUGUCAGCCUCUUAUUACAAUAACAAUCUGAAGAUUUUUAGCUUUUUUUU
Molecule: messenger RNA, 4491 nt
Organism: Helianthus annuus (common sunflower)
Lineage: Eukaryota; Viridiplantae; Streptophyta; Magnoliopsida; Asterales; Asteraceae
Product: putative disease resistance RPP13-like protein 1
Exons: 2
Coding region: 135-4154 (1339 amino acids)
Biological process (GO): defense response to other organism
Molecular function (GO): protein binding; ADP binding
Source: RefSeq, a predicted model, not a curated record